Messenger RNA from Suhomyces tanzawaensis NRRL Y-17324, 339 nucleotides. RefSeq lists its product as uncharacterized. The record is from RefSeq and is a predicted model, not a curated record. Bases 39 to 239 code for a protein of 66 amino acids. NCBI's taxonomy places the organism in Eukaryota, Fungi, Ascomycota, Pichiomycetes, Serinales, Debaryomycetaceae. The transcript has a single exon.
AUCAAAUUGGACAAGUUGAUUAAGACUCUUUGGAGGUUAUGGAUACAACGACGAGCACAAGGGGAGGCCCAUGCUCGUCCUCCAACCACCAACCAAUNGUCUUUCCUCUUGUCCAGCCAAAGUUCCUAAUGAAAAUAUUAUCUAACAUGAGUUGCUUCUACAAGGUGCCUUCUUUUGCGCACCAAGUUGCAAAACAUCAUGAAAAAACAAAAUUAAAUUCAAAAUUAAUUGACUUAUAACGGUUUGACCAUAAUGGUGUGUUAUCCAUUGCAAUAGGUAUAUAGUCAGUAGAUUAUAAUAUACUUCCCACUAGCAAAAAAAAAAAAAAAAGGUAUAUAG